Messenger RNA from Mercenaria mercenaria, 3929 nucleotides. RefSeq names its product guanylate-binding protein 2-like. NCBI's taxonomy places the organism in Eukaryota, Metazoa, Mollusca, Bivalvia, Venerida, Veneridae. The record is from RefSeq and is a predicted model, not a curated record. The coding region runs from base 74 to 2215 and encodes 713 amino acids. The transcript has 9 exons. Gene Ontology annotation, molecular function: GTPase activity; GTP binding.
UGAUGGUUUUCUCCUUCUUUUUAAGGCAAUCUGAGGAAAGUUAAGUACGACCGUUCGCAAAAGACAAGAAAAUAUGACGGAACCAGCGGGACCUCGAAAGCUUACAGACAGUCGAUAUUCGGUCUUCAACAAACCUGCACAAACUUCUACGAAACAACCUGUAUCUCCGAUUUUUGAAACACCUAUGAGACUGGUUGUCAACACUGAUGGCAAGACAACUUUAAAUCACGAAACUCUAGCUGAACUCAGCAAAAUUGAGAAAACUCUAAACGUCGUAUCAGUGGUUGGGAGUCUGAGAACUGGGAAGUCGUUCUUGCUUAAUAAACUGGCAAACACAGAAGCAGUUGUUGUAAAAAAUGGAUUUGAGACAGGUCAUACUACAAAAGCAGUCACCAAAGGUAUUUGGGUAAUGUGCAGGCCACAUCCAACACAAGAGGAACAAGUUCUUGUUCUCCUCGAUACAGAGGGCAUUGAUGAUCCUGAUAAGGUUGAGAUAACAGACGACCAGUGGCUUUUUAUCUUGUCUACCCUACUUAGCAGCACAAUGGUUUACAACACAAGGGGACAUUUCGACAGGCCAGCUAUUGACAAAUUUAGAUUUCUUAGAGAAAUUAAGACAUCAAUCAGUGUAACUGGUGCGACAACCGAUGAUUCUAUCCUAGACUUCUUCUUUCCAAACUUCGUUCUUGCAUUAAGGGAUUUCAAUCUUACAAUAGAAGAAAAGACGGCAGACGUUUUCUUAGAAGGUAAACUAGUGUUACAGCGCGGAUUGACAGACAGCAUCCGGAAAUUUAAUGAGCCAAGACAACUUAUCAGAAGAUAUUUCAAGAAAAGGAGAUGUUUUAUCUUCAUAAAACCUGCAAAACAGAAACUUAUUUCCCAGCUGAUGAAAGUCCCAGAGACUGAUUUGAAACCAGAGUUCCUUCAGACCCUGAACUCUUUCCGAGACUAUAUCUUUUCUUGUGCACCAAAAACUUUAAAGUCUGGGAGAGGAAUUAAUGGAAGAAUGCUCGCAACACUUCUUACAAACUACGUCAACUCAAUUCAAGAUGGAAAACCACCGUGUCUCAGCGAGGCCAUGGCAACAAUGGCUGACAUUGAAAAUGCGUGUGCUGUUGAAAAAGCAACUGAGGUUUACAACACAGAGAUGAAAAAACGUAUUGUGGCACAUAACACUCCUACCGAUACUGGUCUCGUUACCUUCCACAGGGAUAGCAUGAAAGCAGCCAUUGAAGUUUUGAAAACUGGACUUGUGUUUGAUGACGAACAAGUGUAUGAAGAACAAGCUGUUGUGAAGUUCAAAGAACUACUAAGAAAAUUCAAAUCAGCUGCAGACAAGAACUCGAGAGCUAUCUGUCUAAACAGGCUUGAAAUUCUCAAUUUGAAAGUGGUGAAAAAGAUGAAUAACCGCGUGUACUGUCAUCCUGCUGGUUACGACGAGUAUAUGAAGGAUAUUGAUUGGUUGAUAAAACAGUACAACAAGGAUGCACCAUAUCUUGGCACAAAGGCACGAGCAUCACUUCAAGAGUUUCUUGAUGGUAAAGAAUCUGAAGAGGAAAAAGUGUAUCAAAUGGUCUUGCAGGCACAAGAAGGGACUCAAGAAAAAUCUCGUCCGCGAAUACAGCGCUUACGCUCGCUCACUGAAGAAGAUCCUCAAACUCUAGCUGAAAACGAAAAGAAGAAGGCGACUGAGGAGGAGAAGAUAGAAAAAGAAAUCAAACGAGAUAUUACAGUCCUGCAAAUUAAUGGUAUGAAGAGUAUUGGAAGUCAAUACUUUGAAAUGCUCGAAAUGAAAAUUAAAGAACUAGAGCGCGUGAAGAAUGAAUUAUCGUCUGAUGAUCCGUAUUAUGAAUCUCUGCUGCUUGAAACGGAGCACUGGAAGAAAUUGUUGGAAAAGGCAACUUGGAAUAUGCCACAGUACAAAAACAAAUUGCAGCCUAUAACAGAAUCAUCAUCUGAGGUAAAGGACUUGACGACAAGUCAAGUUUCAAAAUCAUCUGAAAAGGUUGACGACAAGCAAGAUAAUGAGGUAUCAAAACAAAAAGAAAGAGCACCGGGAGAUGGUGGGGAUGCCAGGCCAAAAUACGAUGAAAAUUAUUUCCGCGUCAAACCUAACCCGGCACCGAUUGAUCCUGAGUCCAUUGAUUCCAAAUUUAUCAUAGAUCUUGAACGGAGGGGAAAGAAAAAAGACAAAACAGAGUGUCCAAUUCUUUGAUUUGGUGGUUUCGAAGGAAAUUUUAACUCGUGUGUUGUUAAUCAAAGCAUAUGGAUCAGGCAUUGAAAUGCAUACUUGAUAUAUAACAAAGGCGUUUUCCAAAACAUCGAGACACGGACAAUUUUGCGAAUAUAACCUUCGUACAGUAGAAUUACUCCAUUGGAUUGUCUCACGUUGAGAAGAUGCGUAUUCGUUUAGUAUGUCAGUGGUAGAUAAAACGUAAUCAUAGAUUAUACUUUAUUAUGUAUUGCUAUGCUACUACAUAUUCAGUUGUAGCCUUAAUGUAGAAAUUUCGCAUGUUUUUUCGUGUUAUAACAUCUUCAUUAUUUUUUCGUCAUUUACAAACUUGCAUUUUAAUGGUAUAAUAAUAUAUGUAUAUAGUCAGCUGUUGAGCUAUAUUUUAUUAGAAUUCAUAGAUCUUUACAAAGGAGAACACUACAGGUGGCGUUGUAUGAACUUGAAAAUUCAAAUUAUCGAUUUUACUUUUUUUUCUUUCAAUUUUACAAAAAGGUAAACUUACCACUAGUCGAAAUAACUUCAUUUUAACACAAAUGUUUAGUGUUGGCAGUCAAUUUAUGUGCACUUCAAAUUAAACAAAAUCAGAUUUAAACUAAAGUCAUUUUAAAUCAAAGGUAAAUCAAUAACCAGUUAAAGAAAUAGUAAAAUGUGUAUUUAAGUAUUUUAUGAGUCUCAACUACGGUUCAACAGAAUUUUCUACAGCCUGGUGAAGUAAUAAAUAUAUAAAAUGCCGUGUUCAAAACACAAGCAGAUAUGCACAUCUUGUUUGAAUAAUAAGUAGCCUAAAGUUUUAAGUGCGAAUUUAUAGAUUCAGGAAAAGAGAGAUCAAUUUUAAUGCCGCUUACAACUUAAACAAAUAGAUAUAUCCCUGUUUACCUGUUUGCAGAUCAAAUGUUUUAUAUCUUUUAUCAUAUGGAGAUCUGAAAAGUUAUAAAGUUCAUAUUGGAAUGAACUCGCGAGUAAAAUUACACUUAGCCUUCAAAAUAUUUCAUCUUGAUCAAGAACUUGAAUAACUAUAAUAACUUCAAUUUGGCCAAGAUAAGAGACACGUUUGUAUUAUAUCACGCGAAUGCGCACACACAUAUCGGUAAGAAUAUUGUUAUCAAGCAAUUGUUACGAGCGCGCUUGAAAAUAAUAUUAGGUUAUUUAACAGUGUUCUGUACAAUACGAAGAUAUAUAUGAACGAGUACCCAGCUGAGGAAACCAUAUGGUUUUCCCAGCUGCGUACGAGUCCAAAUAUAGCCCGUAUUGUAUAGUGCAGUGUUAAAUAACUUUCUAUUUUAUAUCUAUUUUAUUACAGUUUAAAUUAAAAAUGAUUCACUGAAUAUUGUAUUUCUGCCUUUCCUGUAUUUUAAGACGCAUAAUCAAACUCUGUACAUAGAGCGUCUACUUUUCUUCAAAAAGUCAAGCUAAAAGGCUUAUAAUUAAUGGUAUACUGGUGCUGGAGUUAUUGAGAUUUUUUUCAUAAUUAUGAUAUAGGAGAUAAUGAGGAACAACUAUUUUAAGCUUGAAACAAAAUCCAUCACAUAAUUAGACAAGGAAUCAGUAAAAUCGAAUGAUGCUCCCCGAUGCAUGUGCUUGUCCCAAUAUGGGGAACAAUGGCCUCUAUCAUUGUGUGAAGUUUCAAUGAAAUGAAUACUUUUCAAGUAAUGCCCCGGACAUGCCUUAUUUUGUAUAAUAAAGGGAGAUAAAUCUA